UUUAUUACACCGGGCAACAGGAGCCAAAAUGGCCUUCAACUGUUAGAGAUUCUUGUCAGCUAGGCGAGUUUAAUCAAUGGUUUCUGAACUCGGACAAGAUAGUGGAGAGACUGAAAGGAUGGCCCGGGUGGUGUUUCUCCAUCCAGAUCUUGGUAUUGGAGGAGCAGAGAGGCUUGUGGUUGAUGCUGCUGUUGCCYUGAAGUCUCGGGGCUGUAGUGUUCAGAUCUGGACAGCUCAUUAUGAUCCAACACACUGCUUCUCYGAGACCCUGGACCCUGACCUGCCUGUGGUAUGUGUGGGCGACUGGUUACCCACCAGUGUGUUUGGCUACCUGCAUGCUCUUUGUGCGUAUAUUAGAAUGAUCUAUGUGGCUCUGYACCUGGUCUUCCUCAGUGGCGUGGAGUUCGAUGUCAUCUUCUGUGAUCAGGUGUCUGUGUGUAUACCUGCRGUGCGAUUGUCCCGUCACAGAAAGAAAGUUCUGUUUUAUUGCCACUUCCCAGACCAACUGCUGACCCAGAGAACGUCGUCCCUAAAGAAGCUUUACAGAGCUCCUAUUGACUGGUUGGAGGAACGCACCACUGGCAUGGCUGAUAUGAUUCUGGUAAACAGCCAGUUCACUGCAGGCAUCUUCAGGGAGACCUUUCAGAGUCUGAGUAGAGUCCAGACAGACGUCCUCUAUCCCUCCCUGAACACGCAGACCUUUGACCAGGCCACCACCGAGACCCGGGGCCUGCAGGGUCUGCUUCCUGAGGGAACCUCCCACAUGUUUCUGUCUCUGAACCGGUAYGAGAGAAAGAAGAACUUGGGUCUGGCUCUGGAGGCUCUGGCCGUCCUGAGGUGCAACCUUCCACCUGCUCAGAGAGCGGGCGUUCACCUGGUGGUGGCGGGGGGCUACGACGACCGCGUGACCGAGAACGUCCAGCACUACACGGAGCUGAAAGAGUUAGUGGAGCAGCUCCGCCUGGAGGACUGCGUCACRUUUCUGCGCUCCCCCUCYGAUUCCCUGAAGGUGGCGCUGCUGCGGAGCAGCACCGCCGUGCUUUACACCCCCAGCAGGGAACAUUUUGGGAUAGUGCCCGUCGAGGCCAUGUACUGCCGCUGUCCCGUUAUCGCUGUGAACUCCGGGGGGCCCCUGGAGAGCGUGGCGGACGGGGAGACGGGCUUCCUGUGCGAGCCCACCGCCGACGCCUUCUCUAAGGCUAUGGAGAGGCUUAUCAGGGACCAGCAGCUCCGCAGGGACAUGGGACAAGCCGGGAGGAGGAGGGUGCAGGAGAAGUUCUCUCUUCAGGCCUUCUCAGACCAGCUCUAUGGGUACAUUGUUGGGCUGAGCCAGUGAUGGCGGGGGGAGGGGGGCAGAGGUGAAACUGAUGUCUGCAGAGUGUUGAGGAAGUACGUGUAAAUGUGAAGAGAGAUGGGAGGUGUAUUAUGAAGACAAUUAAUCAGCAUUCCCCUGGAGGGGUUGCUGAGAUGGGAAGAAAAAAGAUGGAAUUUCUUUACCAAUUAGGAAAUAAGAAAUUAGUUUGCCUGCCCUGUCUGGUUUAAAAAAGAAAUACACGGCGAGUGUCGCAACGUGGCAACCAAGAGUCUGAGAAAGAACUGAUUAUUAGAGAAAUGCUUUUCACCGUUWGUUUGAUUCCAUUUCCUACAGUACUCUUUGUUUUCACUUGUUUUGGUGAUGCUGUCGUCGCCACGUGCCAUCGGGCUCGGAUCAAUAAACCGGAUGUUUUCCACUGCAUCCUKUCUGUCCAGAGCUUUGUUCUUCCCUCUGCAUUCAGAAGACUCUGGCCUGUCCGUGACUCCUGCAGCUGCGCAGAGGUUAUUAGCAGAUGAUAAAGUGUUUGGCUUUAUUAGAGGUCUGGCUGAUGGGCAGUGUUGCCUGAGUCUGGGUCGUUAUCAAUGAGGAGAACAGCAGAAGGUCAUUGUGUCUGUGCGUUGGCCCCCUCAGCCUUCCUACUGUACAGAAACGCUCGUAUUGACAUUCUUGAAGUCUUAAUAAACAAGAAGACGCAUAGUUUCUUAUGAGCCUGA
Molecule: messenger RNA, 2028 nt
Organism: Austrofundulus limnaeus
Lineage: Eukaryota; Metazoa; Chordata; Actinopteri; Cyprinodontiformes; Rivulidae
Gene: alg2
Product: ALG2 alpha-1,3/1,6-mannosyltransferase
Exons: 5
Coding region: 77-1336 (419 amino acids)
Biological process (GO): dolichol-linked oligosaccharide biosynthetic process
Cellular component (GO): endomembrane system
Molecular function (GO): GDP-Man:Man(1)GlcNAc(2)-PP-Dol alpha-1,3-mannosyltransferase activity
Source: RefSeq, a predicted model, not a curated record